This is a messenger RNA of Oncorhynchus kisutch (coho salmon), 2066 nucleotides long. Its product is annotated as zinc finger protein 239-like. The transcript has 4 exons. Gene Ontology annotation, biological process: regulation of transcription by RNA polymerase II. NCBI's taxonomy places the organism in Eukaryota, Metazoa, Chordata, Actinopteri, Salmoniformes, Salmonidae. Bases 391 to 1515 code for a protein of 374 amino acids. The record is from RefSeq and is a predicted model, not a curated record. Gene Ontology annotation, molecular function: RNA polymerase II cis-regulatory region sequence-specific DNA binding; DNA-binding transcription factor activity, RNA polymerase II-specific.
CUUCACAGCUCAGCUCGGCUCUGCUCGGUGAAGCGGAAUUAGUAUACAUCCACUGACUACUGUGGAGGUUGCAUUGUUGUAAAUGCUUCAUGGCCCCUGCAGAUUUUGGAUUAAACAUACAUCAGGUUUUACUGGUUCCCUGCACGGAUAGCGCUGCUGUAAUCAGUCUGCUAUUUUAUAGGCUACACUUACUGGGCCUUAGUUUUAAUUGUCUAUCUGGACUCUUGAAGAGGACGUUGUUCUAACAGACUCUCGGGUUGAGUUAGACGAUACACAGACAUAAGGAUUGUUGGUGAAUAGGGUGUUGAACGUUUUCUUGACUCUAAUAGAACCAGUAAAAUCUUAUCCAGGAUCUUUCUGAAAAACGCUGAAGAAAGAAUAGCUUCCACGAUGAAUCGGGACAGAGCUAGCCCACAUACCUCCACCCUGCCAGAGUCCCCGGGUUGCAACUCUCCCGGUAGCGCCUUACUGCAGGGUCUGAAGAGGGUGUCUUCAUUGCUGAUCGACUGCAGGAAAACACCAGGGCAGAGUGGAUCUUCGAGAGGUGGACACGAGGAAAAUGGAGAUUUGAUUUCAUCAAGGGACACACCUAAACGUGGUUAUCUCGGUGGGAGGGGCUUAUCUGCUCACCUUCAACCACAUGUUGCUGACGAGGCAGAGAAGUGUCUCUCCAGAUCAGAACACUUCAAGAAACACCAGCAGAGAUGUAUAGGGAAGAAACCUCAACAUUGCUGCUCUGACUGUGGGAAGAAUUUCACUAGCCGGAGUUGCUUCAUUAUUCACCAGCGGAUUCACACCGGCGAGAGACCGUACUUCUGCUCUCAGUGUGGGAAGAGGCACAUCUCUGCAGGGCGUCUUAAAGAACACCAAAGAAUCCAUACAGGAGAGAAACCUUACAGAUGCUCACAGUGUGGGAAGAGUUUUGCUCUAUCUGGCACCUUAAAAACUCAUCUGAGAAUCCAUACAGGAGAGAAACCCUACUGCUGCUCUCAGUGUGGGAGGAGUUUUGCUGUAUCUACCGCCUUAAAAUCUCAUCUGAGAGUCCAUACAGGAGAGAAACCGUACUGCUGCUCUCAGUGUGGGAAGGGUUUUGCUGUAUCUAGUGCCUUAAAAUCGCAUUUGAUAAUUCAUACUGGCGAGAGGCCUUACCCCUGCCUUCGUUGUGGGAAAAGCUUUGUUAGUGCAGGAAACCUAACUGUACACAAGCGAAUACACACUGGAGAGAGGCCUUAUAGCUGUGAUCAGUGUGGAAAGAGCUUUGCUCUAGCUUCCGUUCUGACUUCACACCGGCGCAUACACACUGGAAAGAAACCUUAUAGCUGUGAACAGUGUGGGAAGAGCUUUGCCGUAGCUUCCUCCCUGAGUAGACACCAGCGAACACACACUGGAGAGAAACCUUAUGUUUGUCUUUGUGGAAAGAGCUUUGCUCAGUUAGGGACAAUGACAAGUCACCAGAAAACAAAAACGUGCCGUAUUUCAUCUCCAUCCUAUACGGCACCGGUUCCAGAUCCCUAAAUAAACUAUCAACAAAAAACUUCUCGUGAACAGUCAUAUCCAUCUCCCAUUGUUAAACAGUUGACUUAGUUUGAUCACCAUGGUAACCUGGAGCAUAAUAUGCUGCUCUGAUCCAGCAUCAGGUCUCCCCUGUGUCUGUAAUAUCACACAAUGGGAUUUAAAUGGAUAAAUGUUAUCAUAGAAGAUGUCAUAGUCAACCUGUGUGUGUGCUCAUAAAACGAAUCAAUGAUACAUUGGAUAAUCGGUCAAGGCAAGAACUAUGCAUAUUGUAACACCGGUUAAUGUAAUAACUUUUAGAUGUGCAAUGUAAUAUCUUGUACCCCAGAAAUUGAACGUAAAUCACAGAAAAGUGAUUAGUGGGUUUUUAAUGUGUAGGUGGCAGCUGCUGAGAAGUACCUGGUUGUACAAUAUUUUACUGCAGGAGAGUUAAUAGAUGUUUUGAGAAGGAAAUAUAUAUGAACUCAGCAAAAAAAGAAACGUCCUCACACUGUCAACUGCGUUUAUUUUCAGCAGACUUAACAUGUGUAAAGAUUUGUAUGAACAUAAGAUAA